This is a messenger RNA of Triticum turgidum subsp. durum (durum wheat), 651 nucleotides long. The record is from the annotation of a GenBank genome assembly. Lineage: Eukaryota; Viridiplantae; Streptophyta; Magnoliopsida; Poales; Poaceae.
AUGGCCAAGACCAAGCAGGGCAAGAGGGACAUCGACUCCUACACCAUCAGGGGCACCACCAAGGUCGUCCGAGUCGGGGACUGCGUGCUGAUGCGGCCGUCGGACACGGACAACGCGCCCUACGUGGCCCGGGUGGAGAGCCUGGAGUCGGACGGUCGGGGGAGCGUGCGGGUGCGGGUCCGCUGGUACUACCGGCCGGAGGAGUCCAAGGGCGGCCGCCGGCAGUUCCACGGGGCCAAAGAGCUCUUCCUCUCCGACCACUUCGACACGCAGAGCGCACACACCAUCGAGGGCAAGUGCAUCGUCCACUCCUUCAAGAACUACACCAAGCUCGACAACGUCGGCCCGGAAGACUUCUUCUGCCGAUUCGAGUACAAGGCGGCCACCGGAGCGUUCACCCCCGACCGUGUGGCCGUGUACUGCAAGUGCGAGAUGCCGUACAACCCAGAUGACCUCAUGGUGCAAUGCGAGGGAUGCAAAGACUGGUUCCAUCCAACCUGUAUGGGAAUGACCAUUGAGCAGGCCAAAAAGUUAGAUACUUUCCUGUGCGCGGAUUGUGCUAAAGAAAAUGGUGCAAAGAGACCUUCAAAUUCAUACCCGAGUUCACCAAGUUCUGAUUCUAAGGUUGAGCCGAAAAGGCGGAAGAAGUAA